Didymodactylos carnosus is the source of this 1508-nucleotide messenger RNA. Lineage: Eukaryota; Metazoa; Rotifera; Eurotatoria; Philodinida; Philodinidae. The record is from the annotation of a GenBank genome assembly.
AGCAGCAAAAACCAUUGUCAUAUUCGGAAUCAGCAUAGUCGAUAACCUAUUCUCCACUAGGUUUCAAGAAAAAAGCGAGCGGACACUUGGGGCAGUUCCCUCGUAAGUAGAACAUCAACAUAUGAAAAGAUUGAUCACUUGUAAAAGGAUCAGUUAAACAAAAGACAAAAAUAGAGAUGCGAAGCUUUUCUUGGAAAAAUGAAUCAGAAGGAAGUUUACCUCUAGAAAAUGACUCGAUGUGACUCGGAUCAAUUUUUGACUCGACAAGAAAGAGACGAGUUUUCUGUAACCUUUAGCAAGAUUUGUCUUCUAGAACAAAUGUUUUAGAAAACAAACUUUUAAAUUUUUGUUCACAUUUUCUUUUAGCUCUUGUACAACAUGAUCAAAUCAAAAGUGAACUCGUCAAACAAAAUGCUAUACCGUUACUAGUUCGAUGUACUAUGGACACUAGAUUUGAUAUUAUUAAAGUUCAACAACGUGCAUUAGAGAUUCUAUGGGCAAUGACAUUUAAUGAAGAAGCUGCUAAUAUUCUAAAAGAUGAUCAAAAUUUCAUGGCAAAUGUUAAAUCUCUUCAAAUGUCUAAUGAAAUAGGUGUCAAAAAAGCAGCUGACGGCAUUAUAUGGAUAUUAGUACAAGAAGUUGAAUUUAUGAGAGAAAAAGCAGAAGAAGAAAUAAUAGAUGCUCAAUCAAUUACUCCAUCUUUAUAUAAAUAUGAUAUUAUGAUCAGUUAUUCACAUACCGACAAAGAUUUAUGCUAUAAAAUACAAGAACAUUUAGUAAAAGAUAAAUUUCGUGUAUGGCUUGAUCGGGAUAAUCUCUAUGGGUCACAAAUGCAAGAAAUGGCUAAUGCUAUUGAAAAUUCAGAAUUUAUUUUUAUCUGUACAUCUCAUGCAUAUAAACAAAGUGCCUAUUGUCAAUCGGAAGCUCACUAUGCAUAUGAAAGACGUUGUCAAUUGAUACCGUUAAAAGUCAUAGAAAAAUAUCGUCCAGAUGGUUGGCUUGGCUUUAUUCUUAGUGGUAAGGUAUAUAUAGAUUUUUCGAAAACAGAUUUUGAUAAUGCCUAUCAAAGAUUGAUGAGUGAAAUUGACCGUUAUCGUAAUCAAGAAACGACAAAACAAGAUUCAGAUCAUCACUUAUCACAUGGUAAUCCGACUACCGAAACAAGUGAGAACAAGCCGUUAAACAUCGCAUCGAAAGAAAAGACGUCGUCUUACGAUACAAUUCGUUUAGAACAAUGGACAGUAGAAAAUGUUGUAGAUUUUCUCAAUGAAAUGGAACUUGAUGCGAUGAUACCCCUUUGUGAAAGUAUGGAUGGUCGACAAUUAUAUGAAAUGUAUAAAUUAUGUAAAUCAAAUUCAGAUUCAAUGUAUCAAUCACUUAAAUCUGAAUUAAAUGAGUUGCAAAAUAAAACAUUACCAAUUCGAGUUUAUGUUCGCUUUUUAGAUACGUUAAGAAAAUAUGUUCCAAUAACAAAUGAUGCACAAUCAGUAAUUUGUAAUGUCAUGUAG